Messenger RNA from Panicum virgatum (switchgrass), 3428 nucleotides. Its product is annotated as mucin-4-like. The transcript has 5 exons. The record is from RefSeq and is a predicted model, not a curated record. Lineage: Eukaryota; Viridiplantae; Streptophyta; Magnoliopsida; Poales; Poaceae. Gene Ontology annotation, biological process: heterochromatin formation. The coding region runs from base 1044 to 3116 and encodes 690 amino acids.
GGGGCCACUCGAGUACCAAGGCUCCGAACCGCACGACGCCCAUUUGGGUUCACGCUUCCCUGAACCCACAGCCCCCGGUAUCCAACCCACUGCUGCUACUCGACCCUGCUAAAGCAGCGACGCCGCUCGCCUCCGCCCGAAACCCCUGUUCGAUCCCCGUCCUCUCACCGCACGGAAUCUCUCUCCCGGGCUGCGCGCGGGCGGGGACGCCGGAUUCGGGAUCAUCCAUCCGGGUGCGGCGGCGCUCCAUCUGUAGGAUAACUGUGGCCCACUUUACCAGUGCUUAUAGAAGUUGGGUUCAUACCAUGAUACCAAAAUAGAGUGAACUAAUAUUGUCAUCUUUGUAUUGUGACUUCGGAGGGGAAAUCUAGUUCAUGGCAACAGCAUAAUUUUCCAUUUUGCCACCUGUUAUUUGGGCUGAGACAUUAUGUAUAGCAAUGAAACCUGCAAGAGAACACAUGAGCUUGAGAAACUUGAGAUUGGCAGGAGAGGAGAAGAAGAUAAAGCAUCUUACAACCCUGAACUAGAAGAAGGUGAGUUCAGGAAGGAUGAACCAUUUUUAUUUAAAAAGCUUGUUCGCAAGGAUGUGGUUGCAAGUGUUGUAGAGUUGCAUUCAUCUGCUCAAGUGGCAAUUAAAAAUGGGCAAGUCAAUACAAAGCGACCAAUUUCACCUGAAAGAGGUUCCUAUCAAGGAGGAGUUGCAAAUACUGUUAUGCCGUCUAAGUAUAGUUCAAUAAGGGAUCAACCUGUUAAUGUGAGGCAAUCAAGUUCUCAUAGAUUAUCCUUCUUCCUAUAUUAGAUCAAAAGAAAGGCAUGAACAAAGGGUGCGAAACUGUUUUAGCUACCAUGAUUAUCAUCAUGUCCUGAAAAAGAUUGAUGAAGUUUGUUCGGAAAGGCUCAGUAAACUAUUGUUACAUCAGAAUAAAGAUCGCAAGGAAUUCAAUAUUACUCUAAAGAAACUGGAAUUCAAAUUCUUCGAAGAACAUGCUUGUUCCUAUAGAGUCCAUUAUGAGCGUGUCAUCCCAACAGCAAGAUAUCACAGGAUGAAGCUACCAAAGCUAACUUUCUGCAUUUUGCGUAAAGUUUUUCGUAGAUAUAUGCAGUCCCAGAUUAUAAAAUUUGUGAGGAGACAAAUAAAGGAUAGAAACAAAGAGAAGAGAAUAAAAGAGCGAUGGAUAUUUGAGGCUACAGCUGGCUACCUUAAGAAAUGUUUUGAUGAAACUUCCUUGGCAUAUUCUGGAUUUGAGAUGGAGAAAUCAAAUUGUCAUGUGCAUGCUUAUUCUGAAUGUGAACAUCAGCUCAAAUAUUUGGACAUGCAACCUCUAGCUAUUGAAAUUGAAGAAAUUGCUUCCAGUAGAGAACUUGAAGGAAGCCAUACAAAUAAGGAGAGUGAUAUGUUUCAGACAGAGCCAGUUGUAGAAAACUUGCUAACACCACUAGAAACAAAUGGAGGUGCAGAGCAUUGUUCAUCUGUUGAUUCACUAGAAGAAAUUGCUAUUGUAGGCAUGUCUUCUCAGUCCAACUAUGCACCUACCAUGGAGAGUGAAAAAGUUGGGACACAAGUCACCCUCUUGUCGCCACCACAAAACAAGGGGCAAAUUAUGGAGAGAUCAUGUUCUCAGUUUGCCAUUGAUGAAGCAUUGGUACUUGAUAAGGCAACAUCAGCUGAUUCAGAAAAUGCAACUCAAGUCUUUGGAGAGAACCGAAGCUGCAUAAGUCCCACUAUUCAUGAAAGCUCUUGUUCUAGGUCCCAGAGAAAAUUUCCUCAUGGGUCUGACUCUAAUAAUCAUGAAUCAACAUUGUGUCAUCAGGAAUCUCAAGUGGAAAGGCUGCCUUCAGUUGAUGUGAAUCAAAGGCAAGAAGCUGAUAUUGCAGGUAGCAAGGAAGCAUCUAGUGGUGACACCUCUUCCUUUGGCCAAGUCACUGAACAACGAAGCACCAUUGCAACUUCAUCAACAUUAGUUCAACCUUCAACACAACCACAACUUUUUUUUGAAAACUGUACAGCGGGGGAAGCCCCCGCUGUGGUAACACAACCACAACUUUAUGGUCCAACUUCUCAAAGUGCUGCCCAGCCGUAUCAACCAUCUGGUGUGAAUACUUCAGUAAGCACUGGGUUAGACAGCCAUGGGGCAUUAAAUUCUCAGAUACAAUCAUCCAACCAGAUGACACAAAGCUCCAUGGUUGAGCAUACGCCUGAAAGUGGGCUCCAGUCAGAUCUAGUUACCAAUGAGUUUACUCAACUGCUUAUGUCAAUUAGCAAUCACACCUCUUCCAAUACCCAAGUCACUGAGCAGCAAAUUGCCUGUAAUUCAUUCUUAAGACAACAAUAUGGUGACCAGACCUGUCAAACUUCUACUCAUCAGCACAGAGCAUCAAAUGUUCAGCGACAGUCAAACAACCAGACAACAACAGGCUCCACUUCUGGACUGCCUGAAAGUCGUCUUCAAUCAGAUCCAUUAAAAAUUGAAAUCAGUCAACUGCUUAUGCUGCUUGAUAUAAUGACCAAGAGGCAUCUAUGUAAGCGGCAAAAAAUUAUCUCGGAGCGUCAAAUGGAAAUAGCUGAAGUUAAAAGGAAGUUUGAUGAGCAAUUCCAUAAUUUAGAUAUGGAAGUAUUGCAGAAAAAGAAGCAUAUUGAGAUACUCCAGGAAAAAAUAUGUAAGCAACAGAUAUUAGCGAAGACAUUUCAGGUUGUACAUAAGGCCUCUACUGGAGUUGCUUCACACAGUCAAAUAGGUGCACCUACGAGAGAGUCUAAUCAGCUAUCAGGGCAGCAAGUUCUACAGUUUUCUUCAUCAGCAACCAUGUACCAGUCACCUCAACAUGCAGCGCAACCAUCCACAAACAACUUCCUGAGACAGCCCGUUAUGACCUCGCCACAGGCUGUAGCUAACACAUCUGGCACUGGCAGAUCUGCUACUAGUUUAACACAUGCUCCAAGUGGUCUGAUGGGCGCUGGAGUUGCAUACCAUUCACCUCCACCUCAUCUUCGAGCCUUUGUAAAUAUGUUGCAACCUUCUCAUGGUGGUGGUGCAUCUAUGAUAGCUCUUAGGAGCAUCCAUAAUGCAUGCAACCUGACUGUCUACCCGUGGACUUCAGCUGACUUAGAAAGUUAGAAGUCGUGUUUCCUCUUGGACUUUGAUGAGAGAGCGGCUGAACUCAAUAAUUGUUCGGUAUGCAUGAUGUUCAUCAGAUUAACAUGUCUGUUGAUUCAGCACUUUGUUCCUCAGUAGUUGCUGACUGAUCAGUCACUGCGUAUGUUUCUGGUUAAACUCUAUCGUGAAACCAGAAUUUUGCAGCUGACCCUGGUUCUCUGUUCUCCGGACUGGAGUUCGAUUUAACUCGUUCAACUAGAUGUCGCAUGUCGGUAAAUGUACCUUAAUAGUUUGGAGUCACAGAAGACAUAAGAAAGUUUCUUCUAAUUUUUA